AUGCUGCUUUCCUGUACGCUGGAAAUCGUCUCUCGAGGUCCUUUGGACCUUCCGGGAUGGUUGUGGAUCCCUUCUUUGAAAGCCAUACGGAUUCCUAUUUCGGGAACCAUCACGGCCGACCAGUCUUUGUUCAAGGCAUUGGGCAGGAAAAGGGAGAGAGCAGGGAAGACUGCGAGGGUUGAACUGAGACCAAGACCGCCUUACGUUUUGGGGGUUCCUUUGGUUUGUGUCAAAAUCGGGGCACCUCAAAAUGUUUGUCUCUGUGUGUGCGAUACUCGGCUGGAUACCACUGCAAGGAAGAUAAAGAGGACCGCUACUGCUACUCCUUUCGAGGAGCUUUCCUUCAGUGUGUGUGUUUCCUUCCAUUUCCCCUUCGAAAACAAGCCUCAAAAAGGUGCCGGAGGUGGCCCUUCGGCCCUUGGGCCCUUGGGCCUCGAGGCCUUUGUCGAGCUCUUCGCAUCUCCCAUCGCCGGGGUGGGCGUCCGCGCCUUCCGGCCGAUCCCAGCAGGAGUCGAUCCUUUCCCGAUCUGCAAUCCUCACAUGGCUGCAAAGGAGACUGCUUGUUUUGUUUCGUUGAGAGAGAGAGAGAGGGAGGGAAGGAGGGAGGGAGGGAGGGUCAAGUCCUUCUUUGCUGCCUUGACUGAAGAUGAUGGCUGGACUCCUCAGACGCAAGCUGGUGAGGUUGUCUACGGCGUGCUUGCAACAGGCAUGAACAACCUCAACUUGUCAUGGUAUCUGAAUCAUUCAGAAGAGCCGAACAUUGUGUUCCAGGAUGCAGAAGAGGACGGGGGCUACAACUCCUUCAUCACAAAGCCGUUAGACGGCAUUUUUCCAGUAGAGUAG
Molecule: messenger RNA, 843 nt
Organism: Effrenium voratum
Lineage: Eukaryota; Dinophyceae; Suessiales; Symbiodiniaceae
Source: the annotation of a GenBank genome assembly